AUGUGGAAUGCAGGUCCCUCAAACCACGUUCCUGAAAAUGAUGAUAGUGACGACUCAGAUGACGAUUAUGAGAUUGCGGCAGUAGCAGUAGUUUUGUGGUAUUACUACACAUACAUGGAAAGACCCCUGCCUCAACCAAAGCAUACAUCCGCACUCACAGGUAUAAUGCGUGUUCAAUACCUACUUGAUGGACAUGAGGACGUUAUUAGGUCGAAGAUUAGAAUGGGAAGUGAUUGUUUCAAGCGUCUUAGUACGUUACUUGAGCUUAAAGGGCUUUUAAGACCGACUAGGAAUAUGAAUGUGCACGAGCAACUUUUUAUUUUUCUAUACAUUGUAUGUCAAAGUUCAAACAACAGGGAGUCACAAGAUCAAUGGCAGCAUUCGGGUGCUACCAUUUCAAAGUACUUCCACGCUGUUUUGAAGGCGUUGUAUGAGCUCCGUUUUAACUUCCUUACACCACCAAACUUCGACAUUAUCGAUCCUGUCGUAGCCGCGCGUGGAAACAAGUAUCUGCCAUGGUUCCAGAAUUGUGUUGGCGCUCUGGAUGGUACUCACGUACCAUGUGUUCCACCCGCUGCAAAUGCUGAGGUAUGGAGAAAUCGGAAGGGGUUCUUCUCUCAAAAUGUAUUAGGAGUCUGUUCGUUCGACAUGAGGUUCACAUACAUGUUAGCUGGAUGGGAGGGCUCUGCUCAUGAUGCACGUGUGCUUGCAUCCGCAACAGAAACGAGGGAAAAAAAUUUCCCUACUCCACCAGAAGGUAAAUAUUACCUCGUCGACUCUGGGUACGCAAACAAUGAUUGUUUCUUGGCACCGUACCGAGGGAGCACUUACCACCUUCAAGAGUAUCGGGCAAGGAGGGGUCGGCCCCAAACUCAGCGUGAGCUAUUCAAUUACACUCAUUCUUCCCUCAGAAACUGUAUCGAGCGCACAUUCGGCGUCUGGAAAGCCAGGUUUCGUAUUCUUAAGUGCAUUAAUAACUACCCGAUACAGACACAAAUAGAUAUUCCACUUGUUUGUGCUAUUCUACACAACUUCAUACAUAUGUACAACCACAACGAUGAUCUACUAACCCAAUACAUGAGAGACGCCAUUCCGGUAGCAGAAAUUGAUCCACUCAACACAGAGCAAGAUGUGAAUCAAAAUCACAAUCCUGAUCGGGGAAGCCAACAACAUCAAAACCGUCCACACCGACGACAAAUGCACAUUUUAAGGGAUGAAAUAGCUAAUAGUAUGUGGGCUGCAUAUGAGAACAACCGGCGUUGA
Morus notabilis is the source of this 1263-nucleotide messenger RNA. RefSeq names its product protein ANTAGONIST OF LIKE HETEROCHROMATIN PROTEIN 1-like. The transcript has 3 exons. Lineage: Eukaryota; Viridiplantae; Streptophyta; Magnoliopsida; Rosales; Moraceae. Bases 1 to 1263 code for a protein of 420 amino acids. The record is from RefSeq and is a predicted model, not a curated record.